AUGGAUGAUGUAAACGAUAAUACCAAUAUUUUAUCAUGUGCAAGUGAUAUAGAAGAAGACUCAGUGAUGAAUAGUGAUAUUUGUGAGCAACUAGUAGAAAAGGAAGUACAUGCAACAAGUAUGGGGGAAUGUCGCUCAGUGGAGAAAAGGCAACGACAGGAUAGUGAUGAUAGAGAGAAUGGUGAUGAAGAAUUUAUGAUGGUUGAGAGACGGAGUAAACGCAUGCAUAGAAGUACGUCCGGUAAUGAUGAAACAUAUGAAGUGUGCAUUUCGUCUAAACAGGCGUUACCUAAACAAAUAGGUAUGGCUAAAUUGAUGAGAUCACAAUGUAUUAAGAAUAUCCUAAGAAUUAAAUUUAAGGGUCCGUAUAAAGCACUUAUUACUUUUAGCACUAAAUGUGAUGCUGAGCAAUUAAUCAAUUGUCAAAAAUUGGCAGAAUUAGAGUACAGGUGUCAAUUCACAAAUGAAGUUCAGAUUACUUACGGUGUAGUCAAGGAUAUUGAUUUAGAAACGGAAGAGAAAGAGAUAUUGGACAAGUUUUAUUGUGAUUCACAAAUUGUUAGCAUGAGGAGGUUACGGAGAUUAAAUAACGGUAAUGAAUGGGUCCCAAGUACAACAAUUCGUCUGGGUUUUAAAAGCUCAACUUUACCCCCGUAUAUAUUUGGAUACGGUUGCCGGUUUAAGGUUGAGCCAUACACAUUUCCAGUGUCACAGUGCUCCGGAUGCUGGAAAUUUGGGCAUUUAACUAGAUCUUGCCCAACGAAGAAGAUCAAGUGCCCAAAAUGCGGACAAGACCAUCAAAACUGUGAAAUAAAAGAUUUCGUUUGUUUAAAUUGCAAAGGCCCUCAUAUGGCACUUGAUAAAAAGUGUCCUAUGUUCAUAAAAGAAAAGAAGAUUAGGGAGAUAAUGAGUCAGAAAAACUUUACUUACAAAAAGGCUCUUGAAUUUUACUGUCAAUAUACAAGCAAGGAAAUAGAACGACAAAGAACACAAAGAGGAGAAGACGAUUUUAAGAAUAGCGUUAUGAUUAACACAAAUGAAAUAUCGGAAAAUAGAACUUACAGGGACGUUGUAACUGCUACGUUCCCAAUACAAAUGAUUGAGAACCAGCCACAGAAUAUAACACAUAAUGAUGACUCCGAAGACUCCGAAAGCCGUUCAAUGAAUACUCGAUACUCACGACAAGGUAAAUAUGCCAAAAAAAAAAGUAAGAAAACAGAACAGUUGGUGAAUCAGAAUGUAAAUAGCAACGUCACAAAUCUACCUGCCCAAAAUUUGACAUAUCCUAAGGAGAUUGAUAGCAAUCAAGAUAAAAACACAGACAACCUUAGUAGAGUUAAAAACCUCUUUAUAAAGUUGAAGGAAAUCAUCCUCUCGAAGAAAGAUACGAAAGAUAAAAUACUUAAUGCAAUCUAUUUAGUGACAGAAGAAAUAUGUAUCUCAUUCCCUGCAUUCGCGAAAGUUGGUGAAGUGAUUAAGAAUAUGUUAUAUCUAUUUAAUGGAUAA
This is a messenger RNA of Danaus chrysippus (African queen), 1506 nucleotides long. The record is from the annotation of a GenBank genome assembly. NCBI's taxonomy places the organism in Eukaryota, Metazoa, Arthropoda, Insecta, Lepidoptera, Nymphalidae.